This is a messenger RNA of Odontomachus brunneus, 1561 nucleotides long. RefSeq lists its product as uncharacterized. The record is from RefSeq and is a predicted model, not a curated record. Gene Ontology annotation, cellular component: nucleus. The transcript is spliced from 2 exons. Bases 135 to 1463 code for a protein of 442 amino acids. Lineage: Eukaryota; Metazoa; Arthropoda; Insecta; Hymenoptera; Formicidae.
AUAUUCGUGACAUAAACUAUAGAUUUUCAGUACUGACAGUGAAUUUCGGGAUGCAGUCUAUUCUUUAUGUCUUUGGUAUCACUAGUAAAAGAUUGUAAAUUUUUCCUUCAAAACUCCGUAAUAUUGAAUCCGUAAUGAAUAUAACAAAUAGAAGUAUUAUGAUGGCAAGUGUAUUGCGUAGAAUGUUUAGCUCAAAACGUCGUUCGACAAACAGUCUCGCUGGUAUUCGUAACAGAUUGAAAUUAGUAGAAGAGGAUAAGUCAAGUGACUUCGAAGAACUUGAUGCAAAUGACAUAAGUGAAUUCGAAGCAGACUUUAUGAAUAUCGGUGAGAGCCAUAAGAUGUAUGAAAGUGAAAUGGCCUUAAAUAAAAAACGUCUUAAACGGCAAAUUGUCGCUAAGAAAUAUUUUAAAGAGAACGACCCACGUUUCAUCACAUAUGAAGAAAAGGAAAAAAUCCGUAUGUUACAUGAAUCUGAACCUGAACAGUGGCCAAUAGAGAGACUUAGUGAGAGUUUUCCUGCUUUACCAGAAGCAAUACAGAAGAUUUUAGAUUCUAAGUGGUCACCAAAAUCAGUAGAAAAUAUUUUACGAUAUGAUGACACAGCAAUCGAAAAUUGGAAGAAGUUUCGUAAAGGCAAGCUUGCAGUGAGUCCUAUUUUACAUAAACAUCUGAUGAAAUUUAAGGACAGGAAGUUUGUUAGGAUAGACAAAGAAUUGUUGGCAAAGAAAUUUAUCCCACCUAAACCAACAUUCAAGAAACCAAAAAAGAAAUUAUUUUCCAGCAUUGUACAGGGUUACUUGAAUGAGCAGCAAGAUGAUACUAAAUUAUUGUCACAAAAGGAUGAUCCAAGUAGAACAUUUGAUACAUCCAAUAGUCCAAAUAGACAUCAGAAUUUACUUGCUGCAGGUGUUACAAUUGAUAAUAGCCCUGUAGUUGCUAGGGAUGUAGAGCAACUUGCAUCAAAUAAGAAGGAAAAUUCCAUAUUGAGAUUACAAUCAGAUUCAAAUAAGGAUUGUAUAGUGUCAUAUGACAAGAAUAACAAUAAACACAAGAAGAAUGAAAAUGAAUUAUUUACAUUCAAUGAGUUUUUAAAGGAAAGUUUGAAGGAUAUAUCCAAUAUGUCUCCAGAAGAGAGUACCACUUUGAUGGAUGCAUACAAGGAUCAUAUAAAUGCCAUCGAAGAGAGGCAGACUACAGAAAUUGCUGCAGUAUCCAAUGCAGAGAAUAAUUUUGCAGUUUCAGAGUAUGAAGAUAAUGAUUCGGAUGUUGCAGCAGAUGAUAAUCUGAAGGAUACAUGCAUCAAAGUGUGGAAGAAGAAAAUAGACAUUGAAGGCAAUUAUCUUAAACCAAUAAAAAUCACGAAGAACAUUUAUAAACCAGGCAUGACGUAUCGAAUUAGUGAUUGUUAUUAUGACGAUGAUGGGGAGUUUCUAUAUCGUGUUCCAGGUGUACAAAGUUGAUUGUUCCAAUAUUUUAUAUUUUAUGUUAGAAUAUAUAAUAAAAUAUGAAAUAUUAAUUAGCAUGUAAUAUCGAUAUAAAGAUGUGGAAUAUUUUUUUA